Molecule: messenger RNA, 2097 nt
Organism: Erinaceus europaeus (western European hedgehog)
Lineage: Eukaryota; Metazoa; Chordata; Mammalia; Eulipotyphla; Erinaceidae
Gene: GPALPP1
Product: GPALPP motifs containing 1
Exons: 9
Coding region: 101-1138 (345 amino acids)
Source: RefSeq, a predicted model, not a curated record
GAUAAACUUUAGUGUAGGUAGCGGCUCUCAGGCAGCCUUUUGGAGAGGCCUGUCUGUAAAACUAUAGAUUUGUUUAUGUAACCAAUUUCCGCCACUACUAAUGGCGCGAGACUUAAUCGGACCGGCACUACCGCCGGGCUUCAAGGCUCAUGGGACAGCGGAAGACGAAGAGCGGGACUCCAGCCCAGUUGCAGGACCAGCUCUACCUCCUAAUUAUAAAGGCAGUAGUUCAGAGUCAUCAGACAGUGAUGAAGACAGUAGUUCUUCGGACGAAGGAGGAAAUCAGGAAUCUGAAGAAGAUGACACUGGCCCAAGCUCAAGAAAACAGAGGAGAACUCAAAACUGUGAUGAUGAUGAAGGGUUUUUUGGACCAGCCCUUCCUCCUGGAUUUAAAAAGCAAGAUGAUUCUCCUCCAAGGCCUAUAAUAGGUCCUGCAUUACCACCUGGAUUUAUUAAAUCUACACAGAAAAGUGACAAAGGCAAAGAUGAUCCAGGAACAGUAUCAUCAUAUUUCAACUCUGAGGGGACAGAUGGCAGUGAAGAUGAAGACAUUGUUGGACCCAUGCCUGCAAAGGGACCAGUUAACUAUAGUGUAACAACAGAGUUUGAAAAACGGGCCCAGAGAAUGAAAGAAAAACUGACUAAAGGAAAUGAUGAUUCAAAUAAACCAAUUACAAGGGAAUCGUGGAUGACUGAGCUUCCUCCAGAAAUGAAAGACUUUGGUCUUGGGCCCAGAGCUUUUAAGAGAAGAGCAGAUGACAAAUCUGCAGAUCGAUCAAUCUGGACAGAUACCCCAGCUGACAGGGAAAGAAAAGCUAAGGAAGCACAGGAAGCAAGGAAGUCAUUCAAUAAGACGAAUGAAGAACAUGUAUUAUCUGGAAGAGAUAAGAGAUUGGCUGAGCAGGUAUCCUCAUAUAAUGAAUCAAAAAGAUCAGAAUCUCUUAUGGACAUUCAUCAUAGAAAAUUAAAGAAUAAGGCUGCUGAAGAUAAAAAUAAGCCCCAAGAAAGACUGCCAUUUGACCGUGACAGGGAUCUCAAGGUUAAUCGGUUUGAUGAAGCUCAGAAAAAAGCCCUAGUAAAAAAAUCUAGAGAACUAAACAGCAGAUUUUCACAUGGCAAAGGCAAUAUGUUUUUAUAAGAUUCUGUCCCUACUCCUCAGCCUGCUUUCCUUUGACUGGACUUCAUUCUUAGGACUUCCUAGAUGAUGACAAAUGUGGAUAGCAACACCUCUAAUGUGACCUACCAGCUUAACAACUCAACAAAAAGAUGACUCCUACAUCAGCCAAAACCCAAGGUUUGAUAAUACUUAGUUCUAAGGACCAGUUUUGGUCAGUUUAUUCCAUCUUCAGGAAACACAAUACCCAAUAGCCCAGGCUGGUUCAUGUCCACACCCUUGGAGCCAAAGGAUGGAGGGUAAUUUCCUAAAAGAAAAUGAAAGUUGUGUAACUGGGAACACCAUAAACACAUGGUACAAAGACAGAACUGAACCAUCUGAUACUUGCUGUGGUCUCCAUCCAAUAGUUGAUUCCCACCAGUUUCUGAUGAGAAUGUAUUUUGUUUGCCAAAAUGGGAUAUCACCCGCCUACUCGUCAGCUCAUCCCAGUUUGCCAGUGCUUGUGUUUGAGCAUUGUAGAUCCUCUCUCAGUAUCUUUGAUUCAUUCUCCAUGGUUAUGAAUCUGGGUGCAGAUAUGAAAAGAAGAAGCACAUAUGCACUGAGGUGCUUUGGAGAUGGCUUAACCAGGGUAGGGUCUAGUAAUGCCACAUUUGCCGAGCUGGGAAGAUAAAUGGCUAUGCAAAAGACUUUGAUGCCUGAUGCUCCAAGGCCCUAGGUUCAAGCCCCAGCACUACCAUAAGCCAGAGCUGAGCAGUGCUCUGGUAUACUAAUAAUAACAACAGUAGUAAUAAUAAUGCCACUACCAUACUUGUCAUCUGCUUAACCUGCGUCCAUGAAACCCUCUGAUAACAAGAAAUACAUCUAGUACAAAAAAGAUGAGCAAUGAAACUGUCACAGCCUAUUCGCAUUCUGCUGCAAUUUAUAAAUUACACUAUAAUCUAAAAUCACCUAUUUAGCCUUUUCAUUUGCAAAAAAAAAAGAAA